This is a messenger RNA of Rhizopus microsporus ATCC 52813, 1898 nucleotides long. RefSeq lists its product as uncharacterized. Gene Ontology annotation, molecular function: oxidoreductase activity; copper ion binding. The transcript is spliced from 2 exons. Lineage: Eukaryota; Fungi; Mucoromycota; Mucoromycetes; Mucorales; Rhizopodaceae. The record is from RefSeq and is a predicted model, not a curated record. Bases 140 to 1810 code for a protein of 556 amino acids.
ACGAUAUAUGGCCCUACUUCUUUAAGCAACAAGUUUAUUUAUAGAAUUAUAUAUAUCCUGAUUCGAUGGUUCUUUUUUUUACUUGUAUAAAUAAGUCUCAAUUGACCCCCAUUGUUCCCUUUUUCCAUUGUCUUACUCAAUGUUUAUUUUGUUGGCGCUCUACUUGAUGGCCAUCUUGAUGGCCGUUGUACCUGCUGAGGCCAAGAAGAGGACAUUUGAACUUAAUAUCCAGCCUACACUCCUCAACCCAGAUUGCUUCAAUCAGUCCUAUGCCGUAUUGACUGUCAACGGCCAAUAUCCAGCACCUACAGUUCGUGUAGUGGUAGGUGACACAGUUGAAUUUAUUAUCAAGAACAGCGGCGAGAGCAACGUGUCGACAAGCGUCCAUAUCCAUGGUAUCCUUCAAUUUGGCACAAAUCAGGCUGAUGGCGUUGCCGGAAUCACACAGGUGCCUGUGGCUCCAGGCUGCGAGUACCGCCAAGAAUUUCAGAUUGUCAAUCAAACAGGUACAUUCUAUUACCAUGCACAUGUGGGUGUUCAAGACGAUUCAAUACAAGGUUCCUUCAUCGUGUACGAGCGCGAAGAGUCCUUGAUCAAGGCAGAGAAAGAGAUGCUGUCAGAAGGCCUUAUUCAAGAGGGACCCUUUGAAUAUCAUGAAGAACGUAUCCUCCUGUGGUCCGAAUGGUGGCACCAAUCAAUGUAUGAUCGUCAAGCUUACUACACGAGUCCAACCUUUGACGGCGAUACUGGCCCUGAUAGUAUCCUGUUGAAUGGCAAGUCUGUCUAUGAGAACUGCACAAUGGAAAACUGCCCAGGGUUUGCCAUGAUUGAUGUAAAGCCAAACUCGAUCUACAGGCUCCGAAACAUUGGCGGACUGACCUUUCGAGUGCUCGGUCUCUUCAUUCAGCAUCACAACAUGACCUUAAUCGAACUUGACGGGGAGUACGUACAGCCUCAGUUGAUUGACCAUUUAGAACUGACACCCGGUCAACGUAGCUCGGUUUUGAUCCAAACCGGUAACUAUCCGGACGGUACUUUGUUUCCGAUCGCUUCAUUCUAUAAAUGGAGUUUCAAUUACCACAAGACGUACUCGCCCAGUGGGUUUGGGUAUAUCCGCUAUGUCAGUGACAAGACCAAGAGCGCAUCAGCCAUUCGCGUUACUGAUGCACCCAAGAAUCUCCCGAUCACCACUCCACCUCAAGAUCACGGAUGGAUCCUACGUGAUCUCAAGCCAAUCAACCAUAGUAAUCCUACAAUUCUUACUACAAGUCCCUCUCGCACAAUCAAGUUGAGCAUGGCUCAGGUCAAAAUGCCCGAUAAUACUACACAAUUUCAAAAUAACGGACGUGUGCAUAAGCCCUGGGGUAAUGAUACAGCAUCACUCUUGGACAUCAUCAAGGCUGACCCUGAUCCUGGCCCACUCGAUCCUAUCGACGGUUUCUCAGUUAAGCAUCAGACGUACCCCGUCAAACUCGGUGAGGUCAUCGAUAUCGUCUUUCAAAACAUGAAGAACGAAGCUGGCCUUUGCGUCACACAUCCAUGGCACACACACGGAUACUCACAUUACUUGAUUGCAGAAGGGCCCGGAGACUAUGACCAUGACGAACAUAAAAGUGUAUUUACGUAUCAGCAACCUUUGCUCAGAGAUGUGUCUAUGCAGUAUCUUUGGCCAGAUAUACCUGGUGAACGUCCUUGUGGUUGGAUCAAGAUUCGACUUUAUGCAAAUAAUCCUGGAGUUUGGGCAGUCCAUUGCCAUAUAACAGCCCAUAUGCUGCAAGGCAAGAUGGUUGUUCUUGAAGUUGUUCCAUAAAAAAAAAAGAAAAAAAGGCUUAUAGACCAUUGAUGUAUUAGUACUUCGUAUAAAAAUAAACAACAUCCUCCUUUUUUGUUAGACUGCA